Molecule: messenger RNA, 1222 nt
Organism: Bicyclus anynana (squinting bush brown)
Lineage: Eukaryota; Metazoa; Arthropoda; Insecta; Lepidoptera; Nymphalidae
Gene: Orc6
Product: origin recognition complex subunit 6
Exons: 5
Coding region: 128-1066 (312 amino acids)
Biological process (GO): DNA replication initiation; DNA replication
Cellular component (GO): nuclear origin of replication recognition complex
Molecular function (GO): DNA binding
Source: RefSeq, a predicted model, not a curated record
CAAUGUCAAUAAUUGUCAAAUGAUAGUGAAUUAAGCUGCUGCCUGCCGCGCAUAAUUCUAAAAUUAUAAUUAUAAACUUGUUGAUGUGUUUUAAUUCAUUAGGUGACAGAAAUAAAAUACUUAUACAAUGGCUGUCCACAAUAACAAAACUUUAAAGUUAAUAGCUACCAAGCUGGGACUUGGUGAAGAAGAAAAAGUAUUAAACAAAGCUGCAGAAUUUGAGCGUUUGUUACAAACCAAAUCCAUUGCUGGCAGCAACAUGACAGACACCAGUAAAACUGUCAUAUGUUUGGACUUAGCUGCUGGUAUAUAUGGUGCUGAUUUGGAUAGUAAAACAGCAAUCAAAUACUCUGGUUUGAGAGGCCCAACAUACAUGAACUGUAGGAAGAUAGUUGAGAACCUUCUAGAACUGAGUUCUGAUAGACUGACAGUGUCAUUCCUUUGUGCAUCAUUACAAUGCACCGGAGUGCAGUCAUUGGCUGAGAAGAUCCUUGAAGAGUACCAAAGACAAAAAAUUGAAAUUGAUUUAAGCUUACCUCAAUAUGUCUGCAUGGCGGUGUAUCAAGCUUGCAGAUUGAACAAGGUGAAGGUAACGAAAAGUAAACUAAUAGAAAAGUCUAGACUCAAACCAGGGCAAUGGACUAAAUUAGAUGCUGACUGGACAAAGAUUGUAGAUGAAAAAUUUUCUACACUGAAAAAGAGAGGCCGGCCACCAAAGGAUAAAGAAAAUGUUUAUACUGAAGCUGAAAAGAUGGAAGUAGAUGUGUUUAGCCCUAAUAAAGAGAAACUAGAACCCGAAGUAGAACCAUAUGACGAUUGGAAGAAACGCAUGCUAGCAAGUGCUUAUGAACAAUUAAGAGCAUUAGAAGAAAGCCGUAAAAAUGAAGAUGAAUAUAGAAGUAGAGAGAAACAAACGAAAGACCAAAGAGAAAACAAAAUGAAAAUGAAAGAGUUUACAUCUCCAAGGCGUUCACCUCGUAAGACGCCUCAAAAGUUUUCGCCGUACAAGAGUCCUUCAACAAAACCUAUUACUGCUAUAAGGCUUCUUUUUCCGCGCGAAUUAUAGCAACAUAAAAUAAUAGAAAAUAGUUAUUUUUAUAUGCCGAACUAAACAAGCUGCUGACAACGAUACAUAAAUGACAUUUUUAAGUUCUUGCAUUUAAAUAUGUAUUUUGAGUAUGUAUGAGUAUAAUGACAUUUAAAUAAAUGGUUUAUAAUUAAA